AUGCUGUUGUUCGCGCAAGAGGCACAAGCGUUCGCAGGUUUUGAGAUUGGCAAAGCCGUUGCAACAGUGCCGGAACCGCCGACCAUGUCCGGCGCCGAGGUGACACAGGCCAUGGCAAGGUCCAUGCAAGAGCCCGCAGUGGCAUGCAAAGGGAUCAGUGGUGCACCGACCCAUGCAGCGCACGCCAACACUCGGCUCGCCCAUGUCGCAGUGAUGGCCAUCCCAUUGACCAUUGUGUGCAUAGUCCUGCUCAUGUAUCCCGGGAAUGCAGCACAGUCCAUGCGGAUGCCACCGAUCUAUGACCCAAAUGAUCAUACCCAGGCCUUCAGAGCCUGGAGUCAAGAUCUGAUGCUUUGGACCAUCUCCAGUGAGCUUCAGCCGCACCAGCAGGCUGCCAUGGUGGUGGAACUGCGCGGUCCUGCUCGAGAAAUGGCCAGGAGUAUCACGCCUCAGGAACUGUACCACGGUGGCAUGUACAAUGGAGUCCACUUGGAUCCAGUCUCAUAUAUCCUCCAAGGAUUGGCAUCAAGGUUCGCGCCGCUUGAUGAUGAGACUCGCCUCCGAGCUGCGCAAGAGCUCCUUUCGUUCCACCGUAGGCCGCAUGAGUCGAUUGAUGGACUCAUCACCAGGUUCAAGAUCGUUCGCAGUCGAGCAAGGCAGGAAGGAGGUGGAGCAACAGUGUCCACUGAGACUGCAGCUCUCCUCCUGCUUCGAGCAUGCGACUGCAAUCCGGAGCAAUUCCAAGCCUUGACACAACCCUUCGGCUACCGACUUCCGAACACAGACGACGAGUUCACCAGACUUUGUGCCCACAUCCGUCGCUUAGGCCACAUCGUGGAACGCCAGCCGUUGAAUAUGGCCAGCGCUCUCCGACAAGGCCAAGGUCAGCUGGACACCUCUGACUUUGCCCACUUGCCAGAGCACGAAGCCGAUCAAUACCUCUUUGGCGAGUGCCAGCGCGCCAAGAAGAGAUGGAGACGCUUCUCAUUCUCAGGUCAGAUCCAGCAAGCCGGUGAUAGACGCCUGUUCGCGCAAGAGAGCUCAGUGCACUUCGCAACCUUCGAGCAGGUUUCCGCCGCCAGUGGCCCACCAAGUGAAGCCGACAACGCAAGGCCCACACAAGCUGCUGAGCAAGCCACGCCAGAUUUCCCUCAGGUCUAUCAGCUGACACCGGACCAGCAGAACGAUCCGUGGAUCAAUGGGCAGGAUCCAUGGACGCAGGGAUAUCAAGAAUGCUCGCAAGAUGCAGCGUGGCAACCGCAGCCAAUGCAAGUCGGUGAUCCAUGGAUGCAGUGGCACGUAGGAGGCCAGCAAGUGCAAUACAACCAGCCACAGCAGUUCAACAUGGUCAAUGCAGCACUCAGCGCCAAUUCGUGGUUCAUGCCAUAUGACCAGAAUAGGCCAGCUGUCCAACAUGAGCAAGUUCAACUGCCUGUGAUUCCACAAGUGAGUGCUAUCCAAGAAGCCGUUCGUGCCGCUGCAAUGCAACAGAGUGUAUCGAGCAACGCGAAUGAACCAUCAAGCAGUUCGACGCAGCCGCCAGUGUGGUUCCAACAGCCUGUUAGAACUUCAAUACUUCAAGCGCUGCAAACACCUGAGCAAGUUGCAGUAGCUACAGCCUCAGAAGUGGUGUCCAUCUUCGCUGAAGUGCAUGCAGCAAGGUCCGCGCAAGCUGAGAGGUCUCGACCGCAAACACGACCUCGAAAUGAAGUUCGUCCUUUCAGCAACCAGUGCACCAUAGGCCAGCAGACCUUCAACCAAGGUGAAGAGAUCUUGAGGAUUGAAUGUGGACAUAUGUUCCACAGCCUGUGCGUCAGUGAGAUGAUGCAGCAUGCCGAGUCUGAAGGCAAUGCAGUGCAGUGCCCAAAUUGCUGUUCGGAUGCAGUAGUUGUGAGCACAUGGGUAUAUACAAUCCCAACCACAAGGUCCGAAGCACCAACUGAACCUCCAGCAACACUAGCAGCCGCCGUGACCACACCAGUGCCAAGUGAGCGCGGUGAUGAGCUGGAAAACUCGGAGAGAGAGUUUCAAACUCCCGAUCAGGGUGCAGCAGCGCAGUCGUAUGCUUGGUGGCCAGUGCCGCAGCCAAUGCGCAGAGAAGAGAGCUUUCACGCAGCAGCCUUGACACAAGGUCUGCGCAGCCUGAUGAGGCACAACGCCAUCCUCGAUCUCGGCAAGAAGAUGAUGCAUUUGAUCCCGGAUGAUCGUGAAGCAGAAUACGAACUUCCUGAAGGCGCAGAGUCUUAUCCACUGAAGCAAGCGCCAUCAGGUCAUCUCCUUCUCCCAUUCACAGACUUCAAUAAAUGGGAAAAAAGAAGGUUCGAGAAGAUGAAGAUAAAGAUGAUCCACCUGUUCACUGAUGACGAGCCAAGAACAGGCGACUCCACCGCCAGCGGAUCAGGACUGCAGCGUGACACUGAUGUUGACAUGGAGGAUGCAACUGCAAAAGCAUCAGCCACGCCAGCGCCGCCAGCUGGCCCAGCUGACGUGGAAGUUGAUUCGACACCUGCAGCCACAACAUCAGAGUCAGCUGCAGAGCGAUCAGUAGAGGCCACUCGUGCAGCGACAGAAACCAGUCACCACGCUGUCGAGUCAGAACCAACGACUACACCGCGUGACCAAGUGGCCCAGUUCCUACCGCCAUCUCGUAAACUCCAUCGAGCGCCACAAGCCGCAAGAGCCGCAGCUGGAGUUGAGUACGGCCCAGUGAGAAGGCGACGUGAGCGAGCAGAUGAGAUGGAAGAGGUAGAGGUGGAGGAGGAGGAGUCCGGUGAAUCAAGGAGGGUGAGGCAGUUCAGGCUGACAGAAGCAGGAGUUGCAGCUGCCGCCAAAGCAGUGCCAAGGUCACCUCCACAAUCUUCACCAGGGCCUGCUGAUGUGCCUCAGCCGAAGACACCACCUGGACCACCACCUCACUUGCAAGGAUCUGCCGCGCCGCGAGAAGCCAUGCCAAAGCCCAAGAGAAGGCAAGUGCCAAACCCAAAGAGGCAGCCGCCUCAGCCACCGCAGUCUACACGUACUGUCAUCUUGGGGUCUGAUGAGGACGUCAAUGAGGCCAAGGCCAAAGGCACCACAACUUCCCAGACAUCACCAGAAAAGACGAAAGCGUCUGUGCGACAACCGCCGCCGCCACCAGCGCCAAAGAGGCGAUCGACAAGCGAGGCUGCCAAGGAUCGUCUGCGUCGGGGCCGCGGACGGCCGAGUGAGGGCCAGCAAGCGAGAGCGAUGGCCCACUCUCGCUGCUAUACCUCGCAAGGGCCAGCAACCACGCCAAGUCUGCAGUGUUGGCCAUUUCCAACCACAGCAGCACCGUUCGUGCACGCCAAAGACUUGAACUCCGGGCCUGCCGCAUUCGGCCUGUUGAGAUCCUCAGAAAUCUUGAAUUCAAUAGAGUCCUUGAAGACAUCAGGCAACAGAGCUAUGCCUUAG
Molecule: messenger RNA, 3429 nt
Organism: Durusdinium trenchii
Lineage: Eukaryota; Dinophyceae; Suessiales; Symbiodiniaceae
Source: the annotation of a GenBank genome assembly